AUGGCGACCGAAUUGACAGUUCAGUCGGAACGAGCCUUCCAGAAGCAACCUCACAUCUUCCUCAACAGCAAAUCGAAAGCCGCGAAGAGCAAGAAGAUUGGAAAGGGUGGACGAAGAUGGUACAAGGAUAUCGGUCUCGGCUUCAAGACGCCAAAGGAGGCAAUCACUGGUUCAUAUAUUGACAAGAAGUGUCCCUUCACCGGCAUGGUCUCGAUCCGAGGACGAAUCCUUACCGGCAAAGUCGUAUCUACAAAAAUGCAUCGAACCCUCAUCAUCCGUCGAGAAUAUCUCCACUUUAUCCCUAAAUACGCUCGAUACGAGAAGAGACAUUCAAACCUUGCUGCGCACGUCAGCCCAGCAUUCCGUGUGGAGGAUGGAGAUACAGUUACCGUUGGACAGUGUAGACCGCUGAGCAAGACGGUACGAUUCAACGUUAUCAAGGUGCUGCCAAAGACAGGCAAAGCCGUGAAGCAGUUUAGCAAAUUUUGA
Messenger RNA from Endocarpon pusillum Z07020, 489 nucleotides. RefSeq names its product 40S ribosomal protein S11. Gene Ontology annotation, molecular function: structural constituent of ribosome. The record is from RefSeq and is a predicted model, not a curated record. The transcript is spliced from 3 exons. Gene Ontology annotation, cellular component: ribosome; cytosolic small ribosomal subunit. The coding region runs from base 1 to 489 and encodes 162 amino acids. Gene Ontology annotation, biological process: translation. NCBI's taxonomy places the organism in Eukaryota, Fungi, Ascomycota, Eurotiomycetes, Verrucariales, Verrucariaceae.